UGUACGUGUGGUGUAUACCUGCACUGUAAAGGAUGUUGUGCACAGAGCCUGUAAGAGUGGAUUCCUUCAUCUGUAAAGUAAAAGUAGGAUUUAAGUGUCCCCAAUGUAUAGACUGUUUUUCCUUUUUCUGUAAUUCAAGAAGAAACAAAAAAAGCCAAACCCGAAUCAGUUCCCUUGUCCCGAGAUAGCUGUUUUGUGGCUUCAUUAAACUUGCACAUGAAUCUCCCUUCUAGGCUUGUGUAGUGAGUGCUUCUCAGGAGCCCAUAGGUAUGAAGCACUGGAGAUGUUUAUCACUUACCUACUAGUCACACAGUAAAAACUAUUCUUAAGCUUAAUGAAUGCUAUGACAGAUUCCUAAAGAACUUACAUAGGCAGUAGUAGUUUGGCCAUUUACCAAUAACCUAAAGUUCCUCGAAGAGUAUUAAAGCAAAAAACUUAAAUUAUUGCAUGAGGUUUAGAGCUGUGGCUCAAAAAUAUCUUUGGCUGUUGGUGAUUCUAAUACAUAAAACAGAAUGCUGAACUUGGGAUGCAGUGUGUCCCUUAAGCUGGGUUAGGUGGUUGGUUUGGUGGUGUGGGGGAUUUUUUUCUAUUUUUCCCAUUAGUGAUGGGUCAUUAGACUCUAAGAAAUAGUAGGGUUUUAGUAGCAUAAAACACAUUAUAUAGGAGAAAUGGUUGAAGGAAUUACUUUUCCAUAACCAAGAUUUAUUGCUCCAAGGCCAAGCCUCUGCACAAUUUAUGAGUGGUAGGAUUAAAACAUCCAGCACUGCAUGAGCACCUUUUUGUUUCAUACUUUAACCAUAUGUUGACUUGAAAGCCACUUGUUUUCAGUUUUCCUUUACUGUUACAGGGUAUUUCAGUUACUAAGAUCUAAUUGCUGAAAAGUCAUAAAGGUUUUAAUUUUAAAUACAGGUAUAAGUACUCCAGGCUUUAGGUUCACAGCAUAGUUAUUUGUUUGUGUUCUCUUUCUCCUCAGGAAGCACACGAGGAGCACGAUACUUCUACUGAAAAUACAGAUGAUUCUAACCACGACCCUCACUUUGAGCCCAUAGUUUCCCUUCCUGAGCAAGAAAUAAAAACUCUGGAAGAGGAUGAGGAAGAACUCUUCAAGAUGCGAGCGAAGCUGUUCCGGUUCGCGUCCGAGAACGAGCAUCCCGAGUGGAAGGAGCGAGGGACUGGGGAUGUGAAACUCCUGAAACACAAGGAGAAGGGAACAAUUCGCCUCCUCAUGCGGAGGGAUAAAACUCUCAAAAUCUGUGCAAACCAUUAUAUCACACCCUUAAUGGAGCUGAAGCCCAACGCCGGGAGCGACAGGGCCUGGGUCUGGAACACACACGCUGACUUUGCAGACGAGUGCCCCAAGCCUGAACUCCUGGCAAUCCGCUUUUUAAACGCAGAGAAUGCACAGAAAUUCAAGGCAAAAUUUGAAGAAUGCAGGAAUGAAGUAGGCAAGAAAGCAAAGAAAGCAGGCACAGACAAAAAUGAUAGUGCUGAUAAAGUUGCUGAAAAACUAGAAGAGCUUUCUGUAAAGGAAGAAAGCAGAGAAUCUGAGAAGAAGGAGACCAAGGAAAAAACUGAAGAAAAGCAAUAAAAUCAUCCUGGGCCUUGCAGUUUUUCCUUUACUUUUUUCUUUCUUUUCCUUUUUUUUUUUUUUUGUUUUGUUUUGUUUUGUUGGUUUUUUGGUUUUGUUUUUUUUUAAAUUUUUUUUACAAGGGACUUUAUAAGGAACACAGAUCAGCAUUCAGGUUGUUUUUUUCUAAGCUUUUGCCCUUUGGAAGGUGUCUUCAGAAAAAUCCAUUCCCCAGUCAUGAAAAUGUACUGUGCUAACUUUCUUUUCCAUAGUGGAAACAUUUAUAGUCAUCCAAAAGAGUGAAUAAAACAAACGUGAAAACAGCAUCAGGGGCAGAACUGUAAAGGCUUGUGAAUACACUUGUUUCCUUGGGUGUGAAGCUACAUAUCAUCAUUCCUGUGGAUUUAGCAGGUUAACAGACUUUUACCAGCAGGGAAGGUCAGGAUGCAUUCGUGUUUCUUGUCUGGCUUCUCCAAGUGUGAUGUAGCAGAGCUUUCCCUGUGCUGUGUGUGUGCUGGGCAGGGAUGUGCCAGGGAAUGGGGCACUGAGAGCCUUCCUGGCACACUUGGUGCUGAGCCAUCAGACAGGGAAAGUGAAGGUGGGGGAGAAAAUGCAUUAUGUGAGGUUUGACAAGGAUUUUCCUCUUAAGAAACAAAACCUGUGCUUCCCCCCUGCCCCAAAUUUGCUAAUCCUACAAAGGCUUGAUUCCAGCAGAAAGCUGCUGCUGCUGUCCCAGCUCUUCCACGCCGUGCCCCUCGCUGGCUGGAGGCACAGCAGCCUGUUCUGCCGAGGUGUGUGUGCAAAGGCAUCCAAACUGUGUGAGUACCUUCCUGUGAGGUUCCCCCUGUCAGCAGAUCCUGGCAGUUGUAGGCUAAAAUUGAAAAGCUUUUUUUUCCCCAGGGCUUUGGAGCUCACAUUGUUCUUACAAACUGGAGGAGUUCUGAACUUCUCAGGUGCUUGGUAGGGAGGCUGUCCCUCUGGGAGAGUGGCAGUCACUUUGGAACAGUAAAUGAAGUUGUACAAGCUUGAGGGACACUCUCCUUGCCAGGAUGGGCAAAUUGGAUUAACAACAAACAUUUGCAGUGAGGAGACUUGACCGAUUUCAAGGUAGUGCUAGAGUAAGAAGAUAAACUAUAGUAAGCAAUAAAAUCAACACAAUUAAGUCUGAUAGAUGAAAUGAACUUCGUUGUUGAACACUAAUACAAGGAUUGUGUUAGGAUAGUGAUGAAAUUUUGUAAUAGUUUCCAAAAUAAUUAAUGAAAACCAGACAAAACCUGCUAAACUGUAAGACUGAGUGAUGUUAAUGUUGGAUAGCAAGACCUUUUUAUCUUCAUGGAGAGGCUUUUAACUUGGUCAGGUUCUGCAGCCUACUUGAGGAAAAUAUAUUUUUAAAAAAUCAUGUUUUAGCACUGUCUUUUAAUGCUACCAUGAAUGAGUCUUAAAUCUGGAACUGUAAUUAAGGUACUCACUUCAUUCAAACAGAGUAAUUCCUUUGGUGUUUUGCACAUUCCCCUUCAAGUACAGCAGAUAUCAAAAGUCUGUUAAUUAACAAAGGUGGUUGAAAGGCAAAAUAAAAUGCUCCUUAGUGUUUCUGGUUUGGAAAUAACAAGACAAAGCUACUCUGAAGUAUUUAACAUUUGAAUGUAAAAGCCAAAUCUUUAUCCAUGAGUCACUGUAAAUUCUCUGAUCUGAUAAUGUCAAACAGUGUGUCUAAAUUGAUAGAAAUGACAUUUUAAAAAUUCAAAAUAAACUUAAAUUUUCAUUUAAA
Molecule: messenger RNA, 3335 nt
Organism: Manacus vitellinus (golden-collared manakin)
Lineage: Eukaryota; Metazoa; Chordata; Aves; Passeriformes; Pipridae
Gene: RANBP1
Product: RAN binding protein 1
Exons: 5
Coding region: 1109-1588 (159 amino acids)
Biological process (GO): positive regulation of mitotic centrosome separation; nucleocytoplasmic transport
Cellular component (GO): cytoplasm; centrosome; nuclear pore
Molecular function (GO): GTPase activator activity
Source: RefSeq, a predicted model, not a curated record